AUGCAAGUCUCUAAGAAUCCGACCAAGCAAACAAAUCGAGAGAAGAAGAAACUCACCGAAGAUUAUACCAUGUCAAGGUCAGUGAUCAUGGCUUCGGAGUCUCCGGUUUACUUCCCAUCUCCACUUGUUUUUUCUCCGACGUCAGCCAAAACGCCGCCCUCUUCUCCUCGUUGGACACCACCGAAGAAGAUUAUGAUAGCGUGUCCUCCAAGGAAGCCUAAAGAGACGACUUCGAGUUCUGAAUCUAACACAGCUUUAAAAAGAAAGCGACCACCGAUGCUUGACCUAAAGCUACCUCCCACGGUUUCAUCGUGGUGCAGUACGACGGUGAAGACGCCGGGAAAAGCGGAUGACGUUGUUGAAGCGGAAGGAGAUGGAGUUUACUCCGUUUACUGCAAGAGAGGAAGACGCGGACCAAUGGAAGAUAGAUAUGCGGCGGCGGUUGAUCCUGGCGAGAGAGUUCGCAAGAAGGCUUUCUUCGGCGUUUUCGACGGUCACGGCGGAUCCAAAGCGGCGGAGUUCGCGGCGAAGAAUCUCGGCAACAACAUUGAGGCGGCGAUGGAGGCAGCGAGAUCUGGAGAAGAAGGUUACUCGGUUGAGAGAGCGAUACGAGAAGGUUACAUCAAAACGGACGAGGACUUCUUGAAAGAAGGCUCGAGGGGCGGCGCGUGUUGUGUAACCGCUUUGAUAUCGGAAGGCGAGCUUUCGGUUUCGAAUGCCGGAGAUUGUCGGGCUGUUAUAAGCCGCGGUGGAGUUGCGGAGGCUCUUACUACCGAUCAUAAUCCUUCUCAAGCUAGUGAGUUCAAAAGGAUUGAAGCAUUGGGUGGUUAUGUUGACAGCUGCAACGGCGUGUGGAGAAUUCAAGGAACAUUAGCCGUCUCACGAGGAAUUGGAGACCGGUAUCUCAAGGAGUGGGUGAUAGCUGAACCGGAAACAAGAACAUUACGGAUAAAACCGGAACUUGAGUUCUUGAUCUUAGCAUCUGACGGCCUCUGGGAUAAGGUAACGAACCAGGAGGCGGUUGAUGUGGUUCGGCCGUUCUGCGUAGGCGUGAAGAAUCCAAAGACACUUUCUGCUUGCAAGAAACUAGCCGAGUUAUCGUGUAAGAGAGGGUGUUUGGAUGAUAUUAGUCUAAUCAUAAUUCAGCUACAACAGUUUGUGGCAUGAUUCAUUAAUAUAGUAUUAAGUUAAACUUGAUUAAAACGAUUAAGUCUUAUGUAACAAUUUUGUUCGUUAAUUCACAUGUAAAUAUAAUUUUCAAACACAAUUAGUUGAUAUUUUCGUACUUGGUGAUAUCAA
Molecule: messenger RNA, 1299 nt
Organism: Brassica napus (rape)
Lineage: Eukaryota; Viridiplantae; Streptophyta; Magnoliopsida; Brassicales; Brassicaceae
Product: probable protein phosphatase 2C 30
Exons: 3
Coding region: 1-1167 (388 amino acids)
Biological process (GO): protein dephosphorylation
Molecular function (GO): cation binding; protein serine/threonine phosphatase activity
Source: RefSeq, a predicted model, not a curated record